Molecule: messenger RNA, 489 nt
Organism: Gorilla gorilla gorilla (western lowland gorilla)
Lineage: Eukaryota; Metazoa; Chordata; Mammalia; Primates; Hominidae
Product: signal recognition particle 14 kDa protein-like
Exons: 1
Coding region: 52-384 (110 amino acids)
Biological process (GO): SRP-dependent cotranslational protein targeting to membrane
Cellular component (GO): signal recognition particle, endoplasmic reticulum targeting
Molecular function (GO): 7S RNA binding; endoplasmic reticulum signal sequence receptor activity
Source: RefSeq, a predicted model, not a curated record
ACUAAGACUGCUAGGGGCUUACACGGAGGGAAUUGAGCCAGCAUCACCACGAUGGUGUUGUUGGAGAGUGAGCAGUUCCUGACGGAGCUGAACAGACUUUUCCAGAAGUGCUGGACAUCGGGCAGCAUCUAUAUCACCUUGAAGAAGUAUGGUGGUCGAACCAAACCCGUUCCAAAGAAAGGUUCUGUGGAGGGCUUUGAGCCCUCAGACAAGUGUCUGUUAAGAGCUAUCGAUGGGAAAAAGAAGGUCAGCACUGUGGUGAGCUCCAAGCAAGUGAAUAAGUUUCAGAUGGCUUAUUCAAACCUACUGAGUGCUAACAUGGAUGGGCUGAAGAAAAGGGACAAAAAGAACAAAAGUAAGAAGACCAAAGCAGCAGCACAGUAAAGGCCACAAAUUUCCUGCUUUCACCAAUUAACCACUGAAUUGUUAUUUUUUCCUUUGGUUUUUACUUUUGGCCACAUAGCUAGGUUUCUGGUUACCCUACACUAG